AUGGACGUCUUACAGAAUGAAGGCACCACCGUUACUCGCCGCCAAAGGGCUGAUCAAACCCUAGUGGACGGCAAUGACGCGUCUAAGAUAAAGAUAAACCCCGAAGAGGUUCUGUGGGAGGCGGCAUAUCGUGCCUGGAGAAAGGAACUCAAACGCGAGAAGAGGUCAAUCGGCGUAGCUGCUUGUAAAAUCGUGGCAAUCGUGGCUAUAUUCUUUAUUUCGUGGUAUCUGGCGCAUUGGUACACGGAACCCAGAGAGUUUCGCCCCGAGAAAACCGGGAUCGACCCGUUUGAUGCUUUGAGAGCCACAGAUUCCCAAGUCGACAUAAUUGACGGCAAAUUUGGGGAUGGAAUUAAUAGGGUCGUGAAUGAAUUUGACGGGAAAUUGGAGAAGAAAAGGCGGGAAAUCAGGAUGAGAUUGAAUGACUUGAACAAGAGGGCUUAUGUUUUGGAGGAUGUUAUUGGCCGCUUGAGGAGUCGGGAAAUCGGAGGCUCGUACGAGGAAUUGAAAAGGUUUGAUGACAGAAGUGACGAUGACGGAAGAAAAUCUUGA
This is a messenger RNA of Striga asiatica, 552 nucleotides long. NCBI's taxonomy places the organism in Eukaryota, Viridiplantae, Streptophyta, Magnoliopsida, Lamiales, Orobanchaceae. The record is from the annotation of a GenBank genome assembly.